AUGCAGUUGACGAAGGAUGCCUCGCUGGACGUAGAUUCAACCACUGGUGAACGCAGGUUUGGCGGCGACUGCAGGUGCCGUUUCGCGGCACCACCGGCGCCUCCAAAAACUCAGUGGUUCAUUCAGAAUGCUAGGCUCUGCGAUACUCGCGAUGUGCGCGACGCGAUCCUCGAGGCGGCUGUCGACCUCUCUUUUGUAAUUUUUGAUCGUGUGAUGUCGUAUGUCGUCUUUGCAGCGUCGUCUCUCGGCCUCGAUUCCAAGCACGUCAAAAGUGUGCGUUGCGUCGUCCUCGCUCGAGUGCUGCCUUCUUCUCACGUGCUUCGUCGGUUGGCCAUGCCUUCACCGUUCCGCCGAGUCCCUUCGAGGUUGGGCCUCGACUAUCCUCCUGCGCUACAGCAAGGCACACGCUUCGUCGAAGACCAACGCGUGGACACCAAGGCAAGGCACCGUUUUGAGCGUUUCUGUGUGUGGACCGCUUGA
Soboliphyme baturini is the source of this 480-nucleotide messenger RNA. Lineage: Eukaryota; Metazoa; Nematoda; Enoplea; Dioctophymatida; Soboliphymatidae. The record is from the annotation of a GenBank genome assembly.